AGUUAGGUUGCGGGGCAGCUGGAGCCGGGACUGCGGUCACACACACCCACACACACACAGAGAGAGAGAGAGGGAGAGCGGUGCAGGUCCUCAGUGCUCGUGUGGUUGUGGAGGGUUGAGACCAGAAGCCAUGGACCGCUGUGUGGCGGUCUGGGCGCUGAUGGCCUUCCUGUGCGCCAGCGACGCCCAGUACGAGAAGUACAGCUUUCGCAGUUUCCCUCGGGACGAGCUGAUGCCGCUGGAGUCCGCGUACCGCUACGCGCUGGACCAGUACACGGCCGAGAAGUGGCUGGAGACCGUGGAGUACCUGGAGAUGAGCCUCAGGCUCUACCGCCUGCUCAAGGACAGCGAGGCUUUCUGCAACCUCAACUGCAGCACCGCCCGACUGGACGACGAGAGCCACUUCGGGCAGUUCACCGAACUCAAGGUCUUCGGCAACUUAAUGAAGAGAGCGCAGUGCCUGAAGAGGUGCAAACAGGGGCUGCCCGCUUUCCGGCAGUCUCAGCCCAGCAAGGACACCCUGGAGGACUUCGAGAAGCGAGAGCCCUACAAGUUCCUCCAAUUCGCCUACUAUAAGUCAAACAACAUCCCAAAGGCUAUAUCGGCAGCACACACCUUUCUUCAAAAACACCCCAAUGAUGAAAUGAUGCUGCGGAAUAUGGCUUAUUACAAGAGUCUGCCAGAGGCGGAUGAUUUCAUGAAGGACCUGGAGAUAAAAAACUACGAGAACCUGUUUGUCAGAGCAGUAAAAGCAUAUAAUGGUGAGAACUACCGUACUUCUGUCACAGACAUGGAGCUGGCAAUACCUGACUACUUCAAAGCGUAUGAUGAGUGCAUUGCUGCCUGUGAGGGUGCUCGAGAGAUCAAAGAGUUUAAAGAUUUCUACCCUUCUAUAGCAGACCAUUACACUGAGGUUCUGAAGUGCAAAGUGAAGUGUGAACACGAACUGACUCCUGUUGUCGGAGGAUUUUUUGUGGAGAAGUUUGUAGCCACAAUGUACCACUAUUUGCAGUUUACUUAUUACAAGUUAAGUGAUAUGAAGAAUGCUGUUCCAUGUGUAGCAACCUACUUGCUAUUUGAUCCAGAUGAUGAAGUGAUGAAGCAAAAUAUGGUGUAUUAUCAAUUUCACAAGGAGAACUGGAGCCUCACUGAUGAAGAUUUUCAGCCCAGACCAGAGGCCUUGCGAUAUUUCAACCAGACUACGUUUCAGCGCCAGAUGUAUGAGUUUGCCAUGGAGCAUCUGCAAGAUGAUGAUGAGGGUGAUGUGAUAGAAUAUAUCGAUGAUCUUCUGGAAGUACAAGGGCCUAGCAAAUCUCAGUGACAAAAUCUGGUCAGCGACAUUAAGCAACAAGUUUGAACAUUCAGAUUUAUACAGAAACUGGCGAAAAGCACACACUUCUUCUCUAUUCCCUCCACUGUUUGAGGAUAUUUAUCCACCCCGAGCGCACACUGAAGAACCUGCAACUGCAUGUCCAAAUGACCUCUGCUGGUUCAUCACCACAACUUUCCUAAAUUCUCCAGUUUAGCUUACAGAGGUGCCUCUUUGUAGUUCUUUGCUGCAUUGUCUCCUAUCUAGUGUCGAUAGCUGUUGAUAUAACAGGAAGCUGUUUUUGUUUCUCACUCUAUACUUCCCAAUUUAGUUUUCUCUGUGAUAGUGUAGAAAUGGUUUGUUUCUGCAGCUGAAUUUCAAUAACCCAAGGCAAUCACUGCCUUUCUCCCAUUUGUUCUGAGGCUGCUUUCCUGUAAGGAGAUGUAGUGAUGCUUGAAUGUCUCUGCAGGAAUAUUGCAUUAACCAUGGGUUCUUGUUGAAUGAAGAACUCUUUUUAAAGCCGAUUUCCUCCCCUUCAAUCAGAAUAUAAUCUUGCCUUUUCAGUUCUAGUUAAAACAAACCACAAAUAAUAAUUGAUUUAACUACUAUUCGGCCCUCUUUGUUUCUUUGCUCGCAUUGCUGCUGCACGUUGCUUAAGACUGUUGCCUUGAUCAAAUUAAAGCCAGGCAUAACAAUAAUUAGUUAUAUUGGGUAUAACAUCUAUCAGCAAAAUUCCCUAUUUGGCAUCAUACAUAAAGGACCUUCUGCCUAACAAAAACAAUUUGGGGAGAUUAUAUUUAAGAAAGGCACUGCAUAAUGUGAUUGUUACUCUGCGUAAUAAUUUAAGUGUUGCAUUUGAAGUUUGAAAAUAUUCAAAGGGGGAAUGAUUUCGGACGCUGGAUAGAUCCACGUUAUUGGACAAAAGAGUUAAAAUAAAACUUUCAUUGUCUUUAUAGUUGUAGAAUUUAGAAUUAUUCAGGCAGGAAACUCGUAUAUGUGUGUCGAUUAUAAUCCUGUGGAAAGACUCUAAACCAAACUGGUUUUAUACUUUGCUACAGUUAGCUGCAAUGUGAAGUGCCCGUGCCAGAGAUAACAUUGACUCAUUUAAUAAUGUUUGAACAUAGAAGCUUGAUGCAGUUUGUAGCAUGGCAGUGAGAAAACCCCACAACCAAUCCUUCAUUUGAGCUGUCGGGCGUCUGGACAUUUGGUUGAGAGCCAUGCUUCAAACAGCAACUCCUUUUAAGCAGAGGUGUGGGGGCUUGAAUAACCCAGUGUAGAAUACGCUCAAAUAUUUAAAGUUGGUGAAAGAUUAGAAAUUCUCACAAAACAACUGUAGCUUUGAUAACUCAAAUGUACAAUCUUUAUGAUGUUUUGGAAAAAAAAGUAAAUUUAAUGUCAUUUCAAUUUGCAAGAGAGCAUGUAUUAUUGGAAGUCUGGCAUAAUGAAUACCUUUGUUCCUUAUUGCGACCAGGUUGAUCAAAGUUGCCCUUAAAUUCUUUCUAUAUUUAUCUCAGGUCACAAACUCCCUGGUCUUUUUAUGUAUAGUCUAAACUAGUUGAAAAGACAUGAAAGAAGUAAUGCCAUGCAUGUAUGUAACUUUUCAGAUUUAUUUUUGAUGAUAAUUUAAAGCAGAUUGUCAAGACAGAGCACAAACAAUGUGGGAAAAGUCACCUUGUGUAUUGACCCAAUAAUCUUUCGCAACAUAGCACAGUAUAAUCCAACGAGGGCUUUCUGUUUUUCACCUCUUCCUCUGUUGACCGUGAAUUGUAUGUCCUGCUGAUAAAUCUUGCUUUUGUUUUCUUCUUCCUCAAAUCAUCUUAGUGAAACAGAUUUUUCUUAUAUAUGUAUUACUGCCGGUACGUUCAAUUUUGUUACAUUAUAAAAAGAAGUUGGAUAAGAACUGUACAACUAAAUUGGUGCCUUAAUACUAAUAAAAAUAUUUUUUACUUUUUCUGAAAA
Messenger RNA from Callorhinchus milii (elephant shark), 3268 nucleotides. It is a transcript of the gene crtap, whose product is annotated as cartilage associated protein. NCBI's taxonomy places the organism in Eukaryota, Metazoa, Chordata, Chondrichthyes, Chimaeriformes, Callorhinchidae. Gene Ontology annotation, molecular function: collagen binding; protein binding. The transcript is spliced from 7 exons. The record is from RefSeq and is a predicted model, not a curated record. Bases 131 to 1321 code for a protein of 396 amino acids. Gene Ontology annotation, biological process: collagen fibril organization; peptidyl-proline hydroxylation to 3-hydroxy-L-proline. Gene Ontology annotation, cellular component: endoplasmic reticulum.